AUGCAUCUAACAAUAACUGAAACUCACUCUCUGGCACCGCAAUGUUUAUCUGUAAAUGCAGACGAGAUUACUACCACAACACCCUCUCCUACAAGAUCUUUGAUGACUGAAUGUGAGUCACCUCCUCAUUUUGACGAAAUAUUCAAUUCUGUAUUUGAACCGGAACUGAGAGAAAUCCUCAAAACACCAGAAAACGUUCAUCCUACAGAAGCAAAUGUGCCCCCAUCUUUACACAAUCUAAACCUUUCCUCAACUUCAAAGCUAAGACUAUUUCCAAAACCACUUUUAGAAAAUAGGAAAAACAUUCGUAAACGUAAAAGUACUAUAUAUACCGACACCCCGGAAAAACUAAAUCUUUUAGAUAUGAAAAACAAAAGAAAAACAUAUAAGAAGAAGAAAACAGAUACAAAGGACAGAAUAGAAAAAGGAAAAGUUAACGGCAAAGGAAAAGGCAAAAGAAAAGGAAAGGGUAAAGGAAAAGGAACGGAUAAAGUUGACGAGAUUGUUGAUGUCACCGUCGAUGAAAAUCACGGUAAUGCUGUAGAUUCACAUGACGAGAGUACGAUUUGUUCAGAGUACACUGAAUACUACGUCGAUAGUGUUUCAGGCGAAAAAUGGAUUCAGUGCGUAACUUGUAAGUUAUGGGCUCGUUUCAAAUGUGUACUAGGUGAUCUAAUAUUUUUGGAAUGCAAACAUUGCGCUUCUGAUAUUGAAGACUUAUAG
Acanthoscelides obtectus is the source of this 723-nucleotide messenger RNA. The record is from the annotation of a GenBank genome assembly. Lineage: Eukaryota; Metazoa; Arthropoda; Insecta; Coleoptera; Chrysomelidae.